AGUCCAGGCCCAUGGCUUGAUCCAGUCAGAUAUUCUUUUGGGGCUCAAUUAUGUUCCACCAUGGCGGCCAUUAUUGCUCAACUGUCCCGAGCCAAUUGGGAACGGAAGAAGAACAAGAGAAAAGCCAUUCCUCCCGAGAAAAGCACUGCCUAUUUGCCACCGUUUGAAAGGACCUUCUUGGCUGAGAAGCAUAACAAAUACGUUCGCUGCAAAUUGGCCUUGAUUGAGAAGAUCAAAGCUGAAAAGCUCACUUUUGCGGAAGAGCUCUUGGUGUCCGAAAAGAACCUAUUGAAUGACGGAGUUCGGUGCUUUCAACGGAACUUCCGAAGACAGAUCAACAUAUCAGACCAAAUGGACAUCCAUUAUGGACUGGACCCGUUAAAGGCUCUGGCUGGAGCCAUCUUCCUCGGGAUUUUCAUCGCAGUCUUUGUGUUUCUAGUGGCGAUCUUUUGGAAUGUGUGACGACUUACUUGGAUUAAAUGAGAUUCUGGAAAUACAACACAAUCCGCGGCA
Molecule: messenger RNA, 513 nt
Organism: Tigriopus californicus
Lineage: Eukaryota; Metazoa; Arthropoda; Copepoda; Harpacticoida; Harpacticidae
Exons: 1
Coding region: 61-462 (133 amino acids)
Source: RefSeq, a predicted model, not a curated record